Messenger RNA from Pseudogymnoascus destructans, 558 nucleotides. RefSeq lists its product as uncharacterized. The record is from RefSeq and is a predicted model, not a curated record. NCBI's taxonomy places the organism in Eukaryota, Fungi, Ascomycota, Leotiomycetes, Thelebolales, Thelebolaceae. The transcript has 2 exons. Bases 1 to 558 code for a protein of 185 amino acids.
AUGGACACCAAGACUCUAGAGAUCGACACAGGUCGGGGAGAAUGGGACGAAGACUAUCAGGCAAAGGCUCUGGAGACAAAGGCUCUGGAGACAAAGGCCCUGGAGACAAAGGGUGGCUCAGGUGCUGGGCCACAGAGCACAGCUGCUCAGUCGCAGCGUCCUGCCAUUGCCACAUACCCGCAUAAUAAAGCUCCGUCCCAUGAUGGUCUUGGGGCACGCGAGCUUCCUUCAAAGGAUAGCCUACCAGUGAACCAUUUCGGGGCCCCAUCAUCCUCAGCUAACAAUGGGGUUGCUCGCAGGGCUUCAGAGUCGACAUCAAGAAAGGUUCCCCCGUGGAUAACCAAAAAAUUCACCGAUACCAAGAAGUCAAAGCAAGGUUGGGCAGAGCACCCUGGGCUCAUCACAACAAGAAAGGGCAACCAGAUAGCCUUAGAUGCAGCCACUAAUAAGUAUCUGGGUCCCAUUACAGUGAACACUGACUUUAAGUGCACGGUAAUAGUAACCAUUAUUACCACCAAAUCGAAACUAACGGGUCCAGGGAUAUUUCGGUCAUUGUGA